Molecule: messenger RNA, 2078 nt
Organism: Sclerotinia trifoliorum
Lineage: Eukaryota; Fungi; Ascomycota; Leotiomycetes; Helotiales; Sclerotiniaceae
Source: the annotation of a GenBank genome assembly
ACUAUUGACGGGUGAAGUUUGUUGUUGGAGCGGUCGGGACACCCCACCUCUGGAAACACCAGGGAUAGUCCUAGCGAUUCAAGGCUGAGGAUUAGCACGAUGCCAUGCCCCAUUCCUGAAUUGGUUAUCAUCCAUGCGCCCGCCUAGAAGGCAUAUUUGGUAGGAUGAAAAUGCUAGUGAUCAAGGAUAUAAUGCUCUCACUGAACUGCGGACCUGAAGGAACAACCGGUAUAACUCAGUGUCCUUUCCCAUGAGACCGUUUUUUUUAUAUAUCAUCUAGGCAUCACCCAACAUAACCAUGACCACCGCAUUCACAUCCACUAUUUACAACUCUGGGCCGUACUUUUACACAACAUCAAUGGAUUUAUCAGCGGAUAAAGAAGAGCGCAAGCGCGAGGUAUGUUGCUCCCAACUAGGCAACUAUAAUACACGGACUGAUAAAAAGUUAUAGUACAAUCGUCUUGCACAGAGAGAAUUCCGUAUGCAUUUUGAGAUCUACAUUACGGGUAUUGAAACUAAUGAUGAAUUUACCAGGCCGAAGAAGAAAGGAACAUCUCAAGAACCUCGAGCAAGCCCAAAAAGAACAGAGCUCUGAGCAAUCUGAAGAGAUUGAACGUUUAAGAUAUCAAAAUGAUGAACUCAGAAGAGAGAAUGAAGCUCUCCGAGCACAAAUUUACGGUUCAACAUCACAAGGUCUCCUACUCCAACCACUAGGACCAAUUUCUUCCGAUCAUCGACAGUACUCUUUAUCACCAUCUAUUUCGGGUGCUUCUAUUUCAAAUGCUGGUAGCCCUCCAGCUUCUUUAAGUUCAGACAUGAUGUCCAUGGGUUCAAUGCCCAUGACGACUGCCAUGAUUUCACCAUCUACAUAUGCAUAUACCGAUUCUGCUGCUCUAUCUUCUCAGCCAUAUAAUAUGGUACAUCCAUCCGGCCUCCAUCCACAUAACUCACAAAGCUCACCUGAUAUAUCAGGGUACUCACCCCGAACUACAAUGGGGACUUCCAAUUUUCAACACCCAUCUCUAAAUAUCUCUCAAGCCGGCGGACGUGUCAACGUCACUGACCAACAAUCGAGGACAUCUUCAGGACAAAAGUUAGUAGGCCCUAUGGACGACGCAGCUUAUUCGUGGUGUUAACCGGUCUGAAGUAUCUCCAUGGCCAUGAUGCCCUACGACCGCAAGAAAAGUCGCACUCAAAUCCGGGAACUUUUCCAUCCGCUCCUUUCCGAUCCUACGAUUUUAAAUGGUUCAUCUCCAGAUCGUCAUCUCGCCCUUCUUCACUCCAUGAUCGAUAUUCUCCCUCCAGCUCUCAAGCCAAAUAAGUCGCAACUCGCUACCGCUCACUACUAUGCUAUUGAUAUGAUUGCUUCUCCUUCUUUACGCGAUCGUCUCAUGACUUUAACGCGCGAUGUGGCGCAAAGCUUCAUUCGGGACUUUGGAAGUUGUAUCGGGGAAGCGGAUGAUAUUGGUCAAGUUAUCAUCUGGGGAGAAGAUCCUUAUAAUGAAAUGGCGUGGGAGAUAUCACAACCUUUAUUAGAGAGAUGGGGCUGGUUACUCGGUCGUGGUUUUGUUGAUAGGAGUAACGCGUGGAGGAUACAGAGAGGUGCUCUUCCUUUACCUGAAUGGUAGAUGAUGAAUGUCUCGUUUUUCCUUUUUGACUUUUUUAUUCUUUUAUUCUUCUUUUUCUUCUUUGAACUUUUUUUGGGGUAUCCUGGCGUUGGUUAAAUGAGUGGGGUUCGGAUCAUUCACGUACUCGGGGUUAAGGCUAACGGCAAAGUAAGGAAGGAAGGAAGGAAGGAUCCUUAUGGUAUGGGCUGACGGCACAUUAUCUCACAGCAUAGCGAAUGGCGUUCCGCAUUAUUGAAAAUCGGUGGCAAUAUAUAUAUGUUUUAUGUAUGAUGGUUUUUUUAUAAAUGCAUUUCCUGGAUUGGAAAUCCGGGUUGAGAGUAGAGUACUCUGUAGAGAGAGACCAUUUCUGGUUGGUUGGUUGGAAUGAAUGAUGUGGAUGAAUUUUUUGUUUGUUGUUUAUAUAUUAUAUAUAUAUUUAUUUAUGUGAUGGUUAUUAUUACUUUUGCUUUU